GAGAGGUAUAGACAGCGAGAAGGAGAGACAGAAAGGUCUUCCAUCCAGGAAAAUUCUUGAUGAUGAUGAUGAUGGUGGUGGUGGUGGUGAUGAUGAUGGUGGUGGUGGUGGUGGUGGUCCGGCUUUGCGACCUGCUGCUCCUGAGCUUCCCUGCUGCUGCUUCCUCCUGGAGUGACUCAUUAGCAGGAAGCAAGGCGCCACCCUGCUUCCCCUGAACUUUGGAAUUGGGUUUGUCCACAGAGGAGCCACGCUUGCAUUUAGGGUUGAGUGUCCAGGUUUGGAGUACAUUUUUUGCCUGUUAUAGGUGCUCAGUGAAUGCUUGAGGAAGGAACAGAAGCGUAAAUGACUUUACAUUGACGUUGUUCAUCAUAAAAAGAAAUGCGUAAUCUUUAUGAAGCUUGACUUGUUUUUCAAGUUGAACUUCUAAAGCAUUGUUGGAGAUGUUUUUAUUAUCUGCAAUUUUUCUUACAUUUUUAUCAAUUUGCAGGGUCAAUGAAUACUUUUGUUUUUCCAAAGGGUUUACCUUCUUUUUGUCCCCCCCCCCUUUUUUUUUAAAAAUAUUUAUUUGAAAGGCAAGAGUUAGAGGGAGAGGCAGAGAGAGGGAGAGAGAAUAUCGAUCUUCCAUUCACUGGUUCACUCCCCACAUGGCUGCAACAGCAAUAGCCGUUUGGGCCAGGACAAAGCCAGGAGGCUGAAACUCCAUUUGGGUCUCCACAUGGGUGCGGGGGCCCAAGUACUUGGACCAUCCUCCACUGCUUUCCCAGGCUGUUAGCAGAAGUGGAGCAGCCGGGUCUCAAACCAGUGCCCAUAUGGAUUGCUGGUGCUGCAGCGCCGGCCCCCAAACGGUUUACUUUCAAAACCUCACCUACUGUGUUGUUCAGCCUUGCGAGAUGAGUCAGACUGAGUAGGUACAUGUGAAGAUUUUUUUGGCAGUUUGUUGUGGAAACCUCUGAUCACCUUGCCCUCCUUUCUGCUUGUUCUGUGUUGGCAAGGGAGAGUGGCCAAAUGAGCAAGAUUUCGCAGCAGAACAGUGCUCCGGGAGUGAACGGAAUAAGUGUUAUCCACACACAGGCACAUGCCAGCGGUGUGCAGCAGGUUCCUCAGCUGGUGCCUGCUGGCCCUGGGGGAGGAGGCAAGGCUGUGCCUCCCAGCAAGCAGAGCAAAAAGAGCUCACCCAUGGAUCGAAAUAGUGACGAGUAUCGUCAGCGCAGAGAGAGGAAUAACAUGGCUGUGAAAAAGAGCCGCUUGAAAAGCAAGCAGAAGGCACAAGACACACUGCAACGAGUGAAUCAGCUCAAAGAGGAGAAUGAACGAUUGGAAGCAAAAAUUAAAUUGCUGACUAAGGAAUUAAGUGUACUCAAAGAUUUGUUCCUUGAGCAUGCGCACAACCUUGCAGACAACGUGCAGCCCAUUAGCACUGAAAGCACAACAACGAAUUCUGACAACGCAGGACAGUAGAGCCCGUCCUUUCCAGACCUCACAGCUGUGGCUGAAUGUCAGAGUGUGACUGCCUGCACCACUCAUGUCAGUGGCUGAACGUUGUCUUGUUCCAUUCGUCAGAGAUCCAUUGGAGCUUAUUUUCUUGAAUCGGCACUGAAGAGUUGAUUAGCAAAAAAACAAAACAGAAAAAAAAAAGGUAGCCAUGUAAUUAGAAUAUCUAGUUUUAAAUGAUAUGAAUUUUUGUGGGGAUUAAAAGCCAAACAUUUGUAAGGUAUAUGGUAAAAAAAAAAAAAAAAAAACAAAACUUGAACCUUGAUGUUGUUAAUAAAUCCUGACUUCCUAGGAAAUGCUUCUUUUUUAGGUUGACAGAAGGAAUGGGACGCUGGCAGGUCACGCAGAAGGGUCUUGGUUUUCAUGGAAAUGGUGAAUUGGAUGAAGAAAAGUUGAAUGCCAUCCGUGUUAAUCUGUGAUUUUAUUCCUAGUUGUGUAUUAGAAAUCUGCAGUUCCAGAAACCAAUCACUGUGUAAUUUGGAUCAAUUUUAGGAAUCACAUAAAUCUUGUUUUAGCAUAAUUAGUAGUGUUUUCCCCAGUAAGCACAAGUGUUUGAAUAGUGAUGACAGGUUAAGUAAAGAAACCUGUCACAUCUUAAAGGCAAUAUGCAACUAAUUGGUUUCUAAGUACAAGUAACAUUUAGGAAGCAAAUUGAUUUGAGAAAAAGUAAAAUUUAAACAUGUUAGAAUUGCGCUUUUGGAAUACUUUUGGAUUAUUGGAUUGGCAUUAUUUUGCGUCCUUAAAGAACCAGGUGGCUUUAGAGAAGUUUGUGUUAUCAAAAUGUUAGUUUCCACAGAUGCUAGUAAAAGUAAGCAUUUUGGAGGAGGGGAUUUUGACAGCCAAGUUAGUAAACACGAUGCCCAGCAGGUGACGCACACUGCUGAUUACAGUUUGGAAUAAUCCACAGGUGGUUUGUCCCGCGUGCAAACCAGCUGCCACAACCGCGAUCUCUAAAGUUGAAAUUGCUUGUGAAGGGUUGUUUUGGUAUUUGAUCUUAACUAAGUGAUGAUGAGAAAAAUACAUCAACUCCAUGCCACUUCCCAAAAUUGUAGUCUAAGAAAACUUGAAAAUGUAAUGUUUUGACCUUUAAUUUAUUUCACAUAAAUACAUCUUUUUAUAUUAUUUUUGUGACAUUUCUUUCUCUAAUUAGUGGGCUGCUUUUCUAGACUUUAUGUAUCACUGCUCUGGUUUAUUCAUUGGUAUGCUUUCAUGUCUCAUAAGUUAUUUUAGAAAGAAAAUGCCGAUAAAACUCAGGAUAUUCACAUUUUUGUUGACUAAAAAAUGGCAAUCAGUAAAGUAGGGCAUUUCUAGAAUCUGACAUAUCAUUGUUGCUUGUUUAGAUCGUCUUUGUUAAUGUUCUGUUUCUUUUUCUUUCUUUUUUUAGCACAAUUCUAGUUAGAAUUUGUUGGCUUUUGCAUAGUUCUUUGUGCCUAGCUGAUGAUGAGAGACAUGUGUCAUAUCUGAUCUUAAAAAGUUUAUGUUGCCAGGUAUCUCCUUUGAACACGGUCGCUUCUGGCCACACUGCUGUUUCCUAGUAGGACUUGGGAUAGUGUGACCAGAACUGAACCCAGGUUGCACCCCUGGUUGGCGGAAGGGUGCUGACCUCUGCUGUUUCCUGGGCAGGAGAAGACACCAUAGCGCCCUGACGCUUAGGGCAGAAGCACGAGGCCCUUCUGCACAGACAGGAGCCCACUGUCCUGUGACUACCGUCCAGGAAGGCUGUUCAUUCCCUACGGAGCCAGAAAACAGAAUGGGGGUUCUUGUUAGGGUCCAACACCUUUACUUUGGAAUUUUAACCUCGUAGAAAGGUUGAUGUGAAAAACUAAGACAUAUGGAGUCCUUCUGAAUCUUUAGCUGAUUGAUGUUUAUAAUGAACUUAAUUGGAGAUGCAGUUGGGGCACUUGAAUCUUUAAGCACCUCUAACAGGUAUUUUAAUUCUUUAUUUACUUAAAAAAAAAACAAAAAACAAAAAACAAAAACCUUUCAGAAAUUGAUGUCCCCAUGGAGUUUGGUCACCAGUUACACGGAUUAGCUGUCCUGAAGAAAGAAGCUUCGGGAAAAGGCUAUUCAAGCUUUCCUGUCAACUGCAGAUCCAAACUAUAGCAUAAGCAAACAGUGACGACCAUGCCUGGGACAGACAUGCUAACCACUGUCUUCAGUGUCUUACCUAAGUGGUCGAGAGCAAAUGUUUUCUGUUGAUGGUUUAAAUGCAAGGAAACCAAGUAUGGGGAGUGAGUGUAGAGCUCUGGAACUGUAAAGUGACUUUUGUAACUUUUAUUCUGUGUGUUCCCUACGAACCAUUAAAGAUUUGAUCUGCCUCGUGGACGGAUCUGGUGAUUUAGAAACUAGGCUUUGGUAUGGAUUUGUGGCUGCCUCUGAGUCUGCGAGGAUGGGUGCUUUCUGACUGGCGUUGGCUGCAGAGGGUGGGAUCCGGGCAGCCCCUCUUGCUGCCUGGCCUCUCACUCACUGGGACGCCAGCUCAGAUACUUUGGACAUUCUUACUGAGAAGUACUAAGACUUUAAUAAACUAGGACCAGGAAUUCAGGUCAUGAGUGUGAAAUUCUGCAGCUUACAUAAAAAUGUAGAAGUAUGUGUAAAUUUAACACUUAAUAUUAAAAAGAAGGAAAUUGUAGCAGCUUUUGAUGUUUCUUAAUCCCCAUUAGAGGGCUUGAAACUCGGAAUCUGGAAAGCCCACCUAGCACUCAGUGCUUUUUGUUGCCUUAGACGUAGGAGGAAAACUGUGGCGAAAGCCAGGAGGGAGAAGCCGUUCUGCAGCAGUGAGAUCUGCCUCUCAGGAAGAAGUCACUAACUUGUUCUUUCUGUUCCUGGCUUUCCUCAGUUUGUGAGAUUACUCUAUUUUUUUAAAAUAUAAUUUUAUUUCUUUCAAUGAAUUUAAAAUAAAAAACAACUUUGGAAGGACGACUGCAUUUCAUUGUGGGUUUCUUUUUAUUGGAUACCAGAAAGGCACAGUGAGACCAGCCUGGGGGAGGGGUGCGGCGGGGCGGGCAGUGAGGGGAGGAGCUGAGCUGCUCCUGUCGCAGUCUGGAUUUUCUGUAGUAGGCAGGGGAAUGGUUUUCUUUGACUUGAAUGCAUCUUUAGUUGUAUUUUUAGACACUGGGUCUAACCUAAAACUGUAUCCUAGCGAGUAAUAAAACGAUUUCCUGUUUGAUCA
Oryctolagus cuniculus (rabbit) is the source of this 4663-nucleotide messenger RNA. The record is from RefSeq and is a predicted model, not a curated record. NCBI's taxonomy places the organism in Eukaryota, Metazoa, Chordata, Mammalia, Lagomorpha, Leporidae.